AAUUGCCCUCAUUAAAGCGACAGCAGGCCAGACAGGAAAGUCCCACCCGGCGGACAAAAUCCGGUGUAUAUAGCUGCACAUAGCCACUUCUACAUCGAGACUGGUGGACUGCAAUUAUGGAACAAUUCGAAAAGCUGCGCCCCGUUGGCCGGUUGGAGCAGUACUCCACGGCCCGGCAUCAGGUUGGGUUCUACCUCAAUGUCGCAGUGACAGCCACAUAUGUCCUGUCGGACAGAUUUAAACUGUCCGUGAAAGAUUAUGUAUACCGCGCCUGUGAGACGUUAAUUGCGGAGCACCCGGCGCUGUCCGCUAUCCCAGCCGCGGAUGAUACGCAACAGCCAUACUUUGUUCGACUGCCGCAGAUCAACUUGGACCAAGUGGUCUCGUUCGAACUACGCAAAGACGGCUUUUUUCCCACCGAGUCCACAGAUAAAGAGCCGACUCCAGACCUUGAUCUGCAGACUCUGCUGGAAAGACAGCACAACAUACCCUUCACAGCGCCAAAUCCUUACUGGAGACUUUGCGUCCUCACAGAGCCCAAUAAUGAACGACAAUUUACGGCAGCAUUUGUUUUCCAUCAUGCCCUCGGUGAUGGCACUUCAGGCAAAGCCUUCCACCAAACGUUCCUGCGAGCGCUGGACUUAGCCGAGAACGAGGGCAGAGAAACAAAGUCCAUCAUCCAGUCACCUUCGACACCACUGCUACCCAACAUCGAGCAAAUCCACCCAAUGCCACUCUCAUUCCUAUUUCUCGCCAAGAAAAUCUUCCAAGCAAAGAUUUACUCCCCUAGAGACCCGGGUCUCUGGAGCGGAGGCAAGAUCCAGAAGGAAGGAAAGACUCACGUCCGCCUCGUCCCAUUCUCCAAGUCCCUGGUGACUUCGCUCCGCAAUAUCUGUCGCCAGGAGCAAACGAGUAUUACAGCACUCCUGCAGACAUCCUUUGCCCGCGCGCUCUUCACCAAUCUCCCAACCCGCUACACGAGUCUCAAUUGCACGGGCGCUAUCUCCUGCCGCCGCUGGCUACCAGACAUCAUCACCGACGAGGUCAUGGGCGUGUACGUCGGGGAUCUCGAAGAGUCAUAUAUCCGCAGCGCCACAACCUUCAAUGACACCCAUAUCUUCCCUUGGACCGAAGCCCGACGCUCCAAGCAAACAAUCGAAGCUGCCGUCAAGCGCCAAGGCCGCGAUGCAGGCCCCAACCUGCUGAAAUACGUAAGCGACUUCCAGCAGGAACUGUGUCUGUCCAAAGUUGGCAGUGAACGCGACAAGAGCUUUGAGGUCUCGAAUGUCGGCGUCUUGUCGUGUGAGGUUUUGCCUGGGAAGCCCCGGAUUGAGGGGAUGGUGUUUUCGCAGUGUGCGAGUGUUAUUGGCAAUGCGAUUGGCGUUUCUGUUGUAACGGGGGGUGAUGGGUGUAUGGUGCUGGCGGUUACGUGGCAGGAUGGUGUUGUCGAGGAGAGUUUGAUCGAGGGGGCUGUUGGGUUUUUGAGGGGGGAUUUCAGAGGGUUGGUUGAGUUGAAGUAGUGGGAUUUAAUAAUCGGGGAUAGCGUGUCUAUAAUAUUGUAUAUUUGUUGAUGUGAAUAUUCCAAACGCCAGGUUCUGUAUACCAAAGAGAAUCCCUGUUGCAGAUAAACAUUUACAGCAAAGAUCUUAUUUCUCAAAUCACUAUGCUU
Molecule: messenger RNA, 1669 nt
Organism: Penicillium brasilianum
Lineage: Eukaryota; Fungi; Ascomycota; Eurotiomycetes; Eurotiales; Aspergillaceae
Source: the annotation of a GenBank genome assembly